UAUUCUAUUCUUUCCUUCCCAUUCAAACAUCCAGUUAGGGUUUUGAUGACUAAUUUCUACCUUUGUGGCAUACUGGAUUACUGGCAUUCUCUUCAUAUUAUUCUAGCUUGCUAUAUAACCAUAUAAAAACUUCAGGUUUCUCUAGUCUCUUUAUAAUUUUAUUUUAUUUUAUUUUUUAUUUUUUGGAGAAUACACUAGUUUGUUUGUCAUUUUAAGUUAGGUAUUUGAUGACUAAUUGACUAAUUUCAAUGAACAUCAAUAAGAUACAGAAUGACCUGGCUGAUUCUGUUACAGGUGUUGAAUAAUAUAGAAGGUGUUAGAAAUCCAUUGCCUCCUGCAGUGCACAACUUCUAUGUUCUGAUUGAGACCACAGGGAGUGAUGAAUCCUAUGAUAGAGAGAGGCUUGAGACGUUCUUGUUUGGCUUGAUGGAAAGUGGUUUAAUAUUAGAUGGUGUGGUUGCACAAGACAUUAAUCAAGUAUCUUCAUUUUGGCGUAUCCGUGAGGUUUCAACCUUAACCUUUCUUUUGUUUUUCCCAUAUAUGUAAUGAUGAUUGCCCAUUUUAUAUGUCUUUUUCCAAAAAAAAAACUUCUUUGCUGCCAUCUUUUAAACAACCAUCAUCUGUGCGUUUUGAACUUUACUCAUGUUGAUUGUGGCCUUGGUCUAUUAUAAUUUAUAAUUUAGUUCAAUUAUAUUUCUAUUAUUUUUUUCAAUUUUACGUGUAGGUGCAUGAAGAGUUAAAUGCAGCGGAAGAAUAGUGAGUAGUCAUCUAACAAAUGGUGCAUAUAUGUUGGCGACUCUUAUUCAAGUUCCGGCUUUGUGAAGAUUUGGAAAUUUUGGCUUAUUGGACGAUUAAAUGCUUUAUAUAACUUUUAUUUUUUAUUAGUAGGGUAUGUCAUACCAAAAACAAGCGAGUAAUAUUUUGUAAUGUACGUAUUUCGCAUUAUAAUUAUUAUAUAUAAAUGAUACUUUAUUUUGUUUUUUGUUAGUAUAUUUAGAUUUGUACUGACUAAUUAUACAUAUAUUAUAUUACCAUUCCUUCCCAACAAAAAACAAAAAAAAAAAAAAAAAGAUCAAUCCGUUGCAGUAGAUACGUACUCCUAUCAUUGUAUUAAUUAGCUUCAU
Chenopodium quinoa (quinoa) is the source of this 1124-nucleotide messenger RNA. Its product is annotated as probable D-2-hydroxyglutarate dehydrogenase, mitochondrial. The record is from RefSeq and is a predicted model, not a curated record. The transcript has 2 exons. Gene Ontology annotation, cellular component: mitochondrion. Gene Ontology annotation, molecular function: catalytic activity; flavin adenine dinucleotide binding. NCBI's taxonomy places the organism in Eukaryota, Viridiplantae, Streptophyta, Magnoliopsida, Caryophyllales, Amaranthaceae. Bases 271 to 546 code for a protein of 91 amino acids.